Molecule: messenger RNA, 1480 nt
Organism: Leptopilina heterotoma
Lineage: Eukaryota; Metazoa; Arthropoda; Insecta; Hymenoptera; Figitidae
Exons: 2
Coding region: 102-1379 (425 amino acids)
Source: RefSeq, a predicted model, not a curated record
UUCUCUUUUCUAUAAAGACAAUUUUAGUGUAAUUAGAGAAGGCUUGCUGUUUGCAAAUUCAACAAAUUUAAUAACGCGGAUAUAGCGAAGAAGUAUUAAAAAUGAUUAACAAGUUGACUCUACAUUUAUUGGGCACAGUUCUCCUGAUUAUUUUGGCAAUAUUUAAUUAUUAUGAAGAUGAUGAAAAAAUUGAAUUUACCAAGUACAGCGAUAAAAACACAAAAUCACUUGACGAUAAACCCCAUCCAAUGGAUAUAAAUUUAAAGAAACAAUUACAAAUUAUUACCGAGUAUUUUGGGAAAAGAAUCGAAAACAAUAAUCAAUGCAGUGGAAUUCCAAAUGUUGAUAAUUCAACAAGUGCCAUCGAUUUAAACUUUACGAAAAUUAUAACGUUGUUCCAUCAAAGUUCAUUUGAAUAUUAUUUUUUCCACAACGGCUAUAGUAUUAUAUUUUCGGACAUGCCCGAAAAUGUAACACAAGAAAUUUUAAAAUUGACGCCCUUAAAAUGUGAUCCACAAUUCAAGGAAAAUAGAGAAACAUAUAAAAAAAUUGAAGACUAUUUUAAAAGUUAUUUAAAAUAUUUUCCAGAGCAGUCCUAUAAUGACAAAUACAAUGCAUGCUAUGUAGACAGUCUUUUAAAUAUCCAAACAAUAGAAUCUCAAAUUUACAGUUUUAAUUUUAAAAACUCUAAGAUUAGCCGAAAUUCGUUAAACAAUGAAAUAAGUGCCAAUUUACUAUUCUUACUACCUUGCAUCUUAUUGGAGCCAAAAAUUAAAAUAAAUACAUCAUUCAAAAAUAAACUAAGAAUCCUAAAACAAGUUAAUGAAAAUAAUUUCAAACAUAAAUGGAAGGCAAAUACACUUCCUCUAAAAAAUGAAAUAUUCAAGAAUCAAUUGAAGAUAGCUAUUGACUAUUUUGAAAAUGUUUUAAAACUCAACGAUUGUAGUGAAACUGAUAAAGUGAAUAAUUUAAAAAUUCGUGAAUCCAAUUUUACGAAAAUAAUUUCGUUGAUUAGUUACACAGCUUAUGAAAUUUAUUUCCUGCACAAAGGUUAUUACAUAAAUCUAUCAAAAUUUCCAGAAACAAGAAAAGAAGAAAUGUUAAAUUCAAUGCCAUCAGAAUGUGAACCGAAACUAAUGGAAAAUAAAGAAACAUUUCAAAAUCUUAUACAUUUUUUAAAUGUAUUUUUAAACAAUUUUCCAGAAAAUUUUGACGACAAUAAAUACAGUAAAUGUUUUCUUAAGAAUAUUUUAGAAUUGGUAUUAGUAGAGAAUAAAAUUUCUCUUUUUUCUUCUCGAAAAUACAACCUUCGUAGAAGUUCAUUAAUUAAUAGUAUUAGAAACGGAUCACAAAAAAUACAUCAUUGUAUAAAACAAUAGGGAAUUAUUUAAAGAUUUUUCCUGUAACAGCAAUCUCAUUGAUAAAUAAAAUAUAAACUUAAAAGUAAAAUUACUAUUAAUUUCAUUAUACAGGAAAAUAU